Molecule: messenger RNA, 858 nt
Organism: Oncorhynchus tshawytscha (Chinook salmon)
Lineage: Eukaryota; Metazoa; Chordata; Actinopteri; Salmoniformes; Salmonidae
Exons: 2
Coding region: 217-843 (208 amino acids)
Source: RefSeq, a predicted model, not a curated record
AUGGGAAUCAAAAAGCUUUCAUUAAUGUUCACCAUGUGCUGAUGUGCUCAGCACUCAACAGACCCCAUUAUGACAUCACAAUGUAACGGAAGCCUUGCCAUGAUAUCAUUCCUGGUUCCAUCUGACAAGCAACAUUUAAUUUCCACUCAUUUCAUGAUAGAUCUCUCACAGAGAUAGGUUAAGUUCUUAUUUUGAGAGUGUUAAUAUUUAUCAUCAAUGGCUUAUCGAGGGAGAAAAUCAAGUGAGUUUGACAAACUCCAGAAGGAGAACUCACAGAUGAAGAGCGUCAUCGAAAACCUGAGGAAGCAAAACAUGGAUUUAAACCAACAGGAUGACCAGGACAAGUUUUCAAGUUUUGGCUAUCAGGAGAGCUACCCAAUCCCAGAGGGCCAUCGUGGCUUCAUCAGUGAUGCCAGACUUCUGCAGAUGCAGAGAGCUGAGAGAGAGGCCAUGGAAGCAAAGCAAAGAAAGAUAAGUGCUAUCCAUGAGAAUUAUGUCCGGACUGCUCUCAUCGGGGUUGGCAGCACCUUCGCACACCACUUCGUCCCCUCUAUUCAGUGCAUUCCGCGGCCGAAAGCUCCACCGAGGCCUUUGCCACGAAGGCUUGAACACUUAGCUCUGGCCCCACUGAAGAACGUGGUGGGGGUGGACGGAGCCCAAGUUCGACCCGGAUCUCACUCUCUGGAGUACAUCCAGGUAAAUAAGUCAUUCAGCAGCAGUAGCGUGUGGCCUGUUCCCGUCCCUCCAACUGGAGCUCCCUCCAAGAGGGGCAAGAAGAAGAAGGGUAGGCAGGGAGUCAAAGCCCUGCUCCGACUGGGCUUUCAGGGCUUUGACUCACACUAAUGUAAAUUAGACAGG